AUGGCGUGCCACCCGUGCGCAUCGACAGAGCCACGCGCGCACGGCGCAGGAUGGGCAGCCGCGCUGGGUGACCGCCUGGACCGCGGACGGCACGAACGGGGACGGCGGGGCCGGGACGGCAGAGCCAGCCUCAGUUUCCCACUCAGGAGUGGUCUCCGGGGAUCUGGUGCCUUGUUGACCUUCUGUGUCUCCACCUUACAGGCCAAGAACAAGGAGACGGGAGACUUGGCCGCAGCCAAGGUCAUUGAGACCAAGAGUGAGGAGGAGCUGGAGGACUACAUUGUGGAGAUUGAGAUCCUCGCCACCUGCGACCACCCCUACAUCGUGAAGCUCCUGGGGGCUUACUACUACAACGGGGAGCUGUGGAUCUUGAUCGAGUUCUGUCCGGGGGGAGCAGUGGAUGCCAUCAUGCUAGAGCUGGACAGAGGCCUCACCGAGCCCCAGAUUCAGGUGGUGUGCCGUCAGAUGCUGGAGGCUCUCCACUUCCUGCAUAGCAAGAAGAUCAUCCACCGCGACCUCAAGGCUGGCAAUGUGCUCAUGACGCUGGAGGGUGACAUCCGGCUGGCCGACUUUGGUGUAUCUGCCAAGAAUCUGAAAACUUUGCAGAAGCGAGAUUCCUUCAUAGGAACGCCGUACUGGAUGGCUCCUGAGGUGGUGCUGUGCGAGACCAUGAAGGACACACCGUAUGACUACAAGGCUGACAUCUGGUCCCUGGGCAUCACGCUGAUUGAGAUGGCACAGAUCGAGCCCCCACACCAUGAGCUCAACCCCAUGCGGGUGCUGCUCAAGAUCGCCAAGUCGGAUCCUCCCACGCUGCUCACGCCCUCCAAGUGGUCCGCGGAGUUCCGGGACUUCCUGAAGACAGCGCUAGACAAGAAUCCCGAAACCCGGCCCAGUGCUGCUCAGCUGCUGGAGCACCCCUUUGUCAGCACUGUCACCAGUAACAAGGCUCUGCGGGAGCUGGUGGCCGAGGCCAAGGCGGAGGUGAUGGAGGAGAUCGAGGACAAUGGGGAAGAGGAGGGCGCCGUGGACGCCAGCUCUACCCUGGGGAGCCACACUCAGGACUCUUCUGAGCCAGGCCGGCUGAGCCCAUAUGCCCACCAGCUUCUCCAGGAGCCGGCUGUCCCACGGCCAUCCAGCCAGGCUCAGGAUGGGGUGUCUGGUGCCCACAACCAGCCCUCUGGGGACGGGUGCCCGCAAGCCAGCAGCCCUCCCAAUGUGGCCCCUGCAAAUGACAACGGCCUACCAGUGCCCGUGCCCCUCCGGAAGCCCCGGCCCGUGUCCAUGGAUGCCAGAAUUCAGGUGGCGGAGGAGAAGCAAAUGCCUGAGGAUCAGAGUCCUGCAGCCACCAGGUCCCAGAAGGCCAACCAUGACCGGCCCAGCCCUAGCCGGCCCAGCAGCAGUGCCUUGGAGUCCCUCUGUGGCGGGAAGCUGGCCAACGGCAGCCUGGAGCUCCCGGCCCCCACGGGCCCGGGCCCUUCCCAGCCGGCCUCCGACAGCGUGGACUACAGUGCCUCCCUGUCUGCUGACCUGUCCCUGAACAGAGAGACGGGCUCCCUGUCCCUCAAGGACUCAAGGCUGCACAACAAAACCCUGAAGCGAACACGUAAAUUUGUGGUGGAUGGCGUAGAGGUGAGCAUUACCACCUCCAAGAUCAUCAGUGAAGAUGAGAAGAAGGACGAGGAGAUGAGAUUUCUCAGGCGCCAGGAACUUCGAGAGCUCCGGCUCCUCCAGAAGGAAGAGCACAGGAACCAGGCACAACUGUGCAGCAAGCAUGAGCUGCAGCUGGAGCAGAUGCACAAGCGUUUUGAACAAGAAAUCACUACCAAGAAGAAGUUUUUUGACACUGAGCUGGAGAACUUGGAGCGUCAGCAAAAGCAGCAGGUGGAAAAGAUGGAGCAAGACCACUCUGUGCGCCGCCGGGAGGAAGCCAAGCGGAUCCGCCUGGAGCAGGAUCGGGACUAUGCCAGGUUUCAGGAGCAGCUCAAACUCAUGAAGAAGGAGGUGAAGAGUGAGGUGGAGAAGCUUCCCCGGCAGCAGCGGAAGGAGAGCAUGAAGCAGAAGAUGGAGGAGCACACACAGAAAAAGCAGCUGCUGGACCGGGACUUUGUUGCCAAGCAGAAGGAGGACCUGGAGCUGGCCAUGAAGAAGCUGACGGUGGAGAACAGGAGGGAGAUCUGCGACAAGGAGCGCGAGUGUCUCAGCAGGAAGCAGGAGCUCCUUCGAGGUGGGCCUGGCGUCACCGAAGGAGCGCUGGGGCUGGGUGGGCGAGGAGGCCUGGCGUCACCGAAGGAGCGCUGGGGCUGGGAGCGGGAGCAGAUGCAGCGCUACAACCAGCGCAUGAUGGAGCAGUUGAAGGUGCGGCAGCAGCAAGAGAAGGCCCGGCUGCCCAAGGUCCAGAGGAGCGAGGGCAAGACGCGCAUGGCCAUGUACAAGAAGAGCCUGCACAUCAACGGCGCCGGAAGCGCUGCCGAGCAGCGUGAGAAGAUCAAGCAGUUCUCUCAGCAGGAGGAGAAGCGGCAAAAGGCUGAGCGGCUACAGCAGCAGCAGAAACAUGAGAACCAGAUGCGGGAUAUGAUGGCGCAGUGUGAGAGCAACAUGAGCGAGCUGCAGCAGCUGCAGAAUGAAAAGUGUCACCUUUUGGUAGAGCAUGAGGCCCAGAAGCUGAAGGCCCUGGAUGAGAGCCACGACCAGAACCUCAAAGAGUGGAGGGAGAAGCUUCGGCCGCGCAAAAAGGCUCUGGAAGAGGAUUUGAACCAGAAAAAGCGGGAGCAGGAAAUGUUCUUCAAACUGAGUGAAGAAGUGGAGUGCCCCAACCCGACCACGCCCAGCAAGGUCACCAAGUUCUUCCCCUACAGCUCAGCCGAUGCUUCCUAACGCCUGCAGGGAACUAUGACUAGCAGGACGGGGCCCAAAGACCCUCGGCCUCUGCAAACGAGUAACUCAGGACCCUCCGCCUCGCUUCUGC
Molecule: messenger RNA, 2968 nt
Organism: Dipodomys ordii (Ord's kangaroo rat)
Lineage: Eukaryota; Metazoa; Chordata; Mammalia; Rodentia; Heteromyidae
Gene: Stk10
Product: serine/threonine kinase 10
Exons: 19
Coding region: 1-2877 (958 amino acids)
Biological process (GO): protein phosphorylation
Molecular function (GO): ATP binding; protein serine/threonine kinase activity
Source: RefSeq, a predicted model, not a curated record